This is a messenger RNA of Acanthoscelides obtectus, 576 nucleotides long. Lineage: Eukaryota; Metazoa; Arthropoda; Insecta; Coleoptera; Chrysomelidae. The record is from the annotation of a GenBank genome assembly.
AUGAGUAGCAAGCUCGCGAAUGAAUCUAUGAGUGCUGCAGUUAGAGAUGGAGGGCUGAAGAGACUGACAAGUCCUCAAUCAGACAACUGUGAUGUCUUGUCAAUAUCUUCAACUACAGUGACAGCAUCUGAAUGCAAUAUAAGUAACAACUCUGACACUGUUUCGGCAAGAAAUGAUAGUUCAAUUACUCUGUCGGCCAGCUCAUUGUCAGCAACAGUUACUGCAAGCUCUGAUGAUGAACCUAGAGAACUACCAAGCAUCUCGGGGAAAAUGACUAGGCAUAGGCAAAUAAUGCAGCAAAGAUCCAAAAUGCAUAAGCAUGUAUGGAACAUUUCUGGCAAAACUGUAGGUAGCGCAGAAAAAACAAUAGCGUCUCUGAAAAAGAAAAUUAAAAAUCUUCAGCAGCAAAAUCGCAGACUGAAGUCUAAAGUAUAUUCCCAGCAAUCAUUAAUGGAGUAUUUGAGGGAGACAUGUGGUUUGACGCCAAAUGCAGGACUAGUUUUGAAUGUAGGUAUCAGUUGCAUGCUGCUACACACUUCAAUUAGCCUAGAACUUAUUGUUUCCAUUUUAGUUUAA